Messenger RNA from Sinocyclocheilus grahami, 937 nucleotides. Its product is annotated as protein farnesyltransferase/geranylgeranyltransferase type-1 subunit alpha-like. Gene Ontology annotation, cellular component: protein farnesyltransferase complex; CAAX-protein geranylgeranyltransferase complex; cytoplasm. The record is from RefSeq and is a predicted model, not a curated record. Gene Ontology annotation, molecular function: protein farnesyltransferase activity; CAAX-protein geranylgeranyltransferase activity. The transcript is spliced from 6 exons. NCBI's taxonomy places the organism in Eukaryota, Metazoa, Chordata, Actinopteri, Cypriniformes, Cyprinidae. Gene Ontology annotation, biological process: protein geranylgeranylation; protein farnesylation. Bases 69 to 809 code for a protein of 246 amino acids.
UGUUUGAUGUCUGUAGGCACUACAGGAGAGUUUUACUGCAGGCUCUAGAUAAAGACCUGAGAGAAGAGAUGAAGUAUAUCACAGCCAUCAUAGAGGAUCAGCCUAAGAACUACCAAGUCUGGAAUCACAGGCGGAUGGUGGUGGAGUGGCUGAACGACCCGGCUGAAGAGCUGCAGUUUGUAGCAGAAAUUCUUAGUCAAGAUGCCAAGAACUACCACGCAUGGCAGCACAGACAGUGGGUCAUCCAGGAGUAUAAGCUGUGGAAUGGAGAGCUGGAGUAUGUGGAGGAAUUGUUAGAGGAGGAUGUGAGGAAUAACUCCGCUUGGAAUCAGAGACACUUUGUCAUUAGUCACACCAGCGGAUACUCCGACCCUGCCAUCCUCGACAGAGAAGUGCAGUACACCCUGAAACAAAUAAAGAAAGCUCCUCACAACGAGAGCGCUUGGAACUAUUUAAAAGGGAUCCUACAGGAUGGUGGGCUCUCCUCGUAUCCUGGACUGCUGGAACAGAUGACAGAGCUUCAGGACACAUGUAGUUCUCCAUAUCUCACUGCCUUCCUGGUCGACCUCUACGAAGAUGCUCUGGAGACCAAUAACUCCAGCUACGACCAGCAAGAAACACUAAAAAAGGCUUUGGAGCUUUGUAAGCUCCUGGCCGAGGAAAAGGACACCAUUAGAAGGGAAUACUGGAAUUACGUGUCCCGUUCUCUGCAGAACACGUAUGGCUCAGGUGACCCCAUUUCCUCAUCCUCUGACCCGUCACCUCCUCCCACGUCCCAGCAGCCCGACAUGGAGGCCAGUGACCCUUGAGGAGAAACGCAGGCCUGGACACAUGCUUAGACAGAGAAAUUCUGAGACAUGAUAGACUCUUUAUCUUUGUAUGAGUGCUUGGGUGUGCAGGCUUUAACAGCAGCUCUUGUAAGUCAGAACGGUGUAAA